AUGAAGGUAAGGGAUGCGUUUGAGGAGAUAGAGCAUGAAGGGGUGGAGGAUGAUAGUGAGUUAGAAGUUGUCGAUAAAGAAGCGCAGGAAGCUACGAAGAGGGUCUUGAGAGUAUCGAAGCAGCAGUAUGAAGUGUUGAUGAAGCAGAUUCGAAGAAAUGGGGCUAAGAAAGGUCAGCAUGGGGCCAGAUGGCUAGUGCCUUGCCUAGAAACAAUGACUUGGACCAUUCCAUGA
Molecule: messenger RNA, 234 nt
Organism: Sphaeroforma arctica JP610
Lineage: Eukaryota; Ichthyosporea; Ichthyophonida
Exons: 1
Coding region: 1-234 (77 amino acids)
Source: RefSeq, a predicted model, not a curated record